Messenger RNA from Hypomesus transpacificus, 5098 nucleotides. It is a transcript of the gene sema5a, whose product is annotated as sema domain, seven thrombospondin repeats (type 1 and type 1-like), transmembrane domain (TM) and short cytoplasmic domain, (semaphorin) 5A. Gene Ontology annotation, molecular function: semaphorin receptor binding; chemorepellent activity. The transcript has 22 exons. The coding region runs from base 565 to 3801 and encodes 1078 amino acids. Gene Ontology annotation, biological process: axon guidance; semaphorin-plexin signaling pathway; positive regulation of cell migration. The record is from RefSeq and is a predicted model, not a curated record. NCBI's taxonomy places the organism in Eukaryota, Metazoa, Chordata, Actinopteri, Osmeriformes, Osmeridae.
GCUGUGAAGUGGGGGCGCACUCCUCCUACUUCAGAUUAAAAACUGCUGCUAACCCAACACACCACUAUCAGCGGGUGCUUGCAAGCUGCAAUUCACAGUGAUCUGAACUUCGGGGCUUGCUUCAUCUCAUUGUUAUUUCACCAGUUAUAGCAAAGUUUUAAAGCUGUCCUUGCACACUUGUCCGUUUCUGAGCGACAGGAGCCAUUGUCUGCGGUGCAUCGCGACUGUGAGGUGUCCUAUUACAGCCCGUGCGCUUCACAGGCUCAGGGACAGAAAUAUUUAACUCCGAAGGGACCCCGGCGAGAGUAAAGAGGAGAACUGAGAAAGCGGCUCCGAGAUAUAGGCUGUACGGACUUACUGACAGUUCACUGGUUGUGGAUGGUACAUGAGCUGGAAAUACUUUAUAUAUUUGUCCUGGUCUUGCGUUUGUUUUGAGCAACAUUCUCACUGGAUAAGACUUGAGGCUUCGUUCCCGCUAGAUGAACGGGAGUUGGACAUUUCACUUAGUGUGUCUCUCUUGGCCUCUGGCCUGAGGAGGAGUGAGUGAAGCCCACCCCUCCCCCCAUGGUAUGCCCCCUUACCCAGCAUGCACUGCUGCUGCUGCAGUGCAUGCUGGUCCUGCGGGCUGGAGGCGUUGCUGGCAGGAGAGGGCCGGUGCUGCUGCCUGAGUCGCCCUGCCACAAAGCAGAACACCCGCUCAUCUCCCACUCAGAGAUGGAGCCGUGGCUGUUCCGGUUCAAGGCAGAAGGCACGGUGGAUUACUCCCAGCUAGCAUUUGACCCAGGACAGAAUGAACUGAUAGUGGGAGCCAGAAAUCACCUAUUCAGGCUCAAUUUGGAAGACCUCACCUUGAUACAGGAGGCAGAGUGGCACUGUGAUGAAUUCACCAAGGGAGCCUGCUUCAGCCGGGGCAAGUCUGAGGAGGAGUGCCAGAACUACAUCCGCGUGCUCCUGGUGAACGGAAACAGGCUGUUCACCUGCGGCACCAAUGCCUUCACACCGAUCUGCACCAACCGCACGCUCACGAACCUGACGGAGAUUCACGACCAGAUCAGUGGCAUGGCUCGUUGUCCCUACAACCCACUCCACAACUCCACGGCGCUCAUCACCUCCAGCGGCGAGCUGUACGCCGCCACUGCCAUGGACUUCUCGGGGCGCGACCCGGCCAUCUACCGCAGCCUGGGAGGGCUGCCGCCCCUACGCACCGCCCAGUACAACUCCAAAUGGCUCAACGAGCCCAACUUUGUGUCGUCCUACGACAUCGGCAACUUCACCUACUUCUUCUUCCGAGAGAACGCCGUGGAGCACGACUGCGGCAGGACUGUGUUCUCCCGCGCCGGCCGCGUCUGCAAGAACGACAUCGGGGGGCGCUUCCUGCUGGAGGACACGUGGACCACCUUCAUGAAGGCCCGGCUCAACUGCUCCAGGCCUGGGGAGAUCCCCUUCAACUACAACGAGCUGCAGGGGACCUUCUACCUGCCUGAGCUGGAGCUGCUCUACGGGAUCUUCACCACCAACGUGAACAGCAUUGCUGCCUCAGCUGUGUGUGCCUUCAACCUCAGUGCUGUCACCCAGGUGUUCAGCGGCCCCUUCAAGUACCAGGAGAACUCCCGCUCCGCCUGGCUGCCCUACCCCAACCCCAACCCUGACUUCCAGUGUGGCACCAUAGACUACGGCUCCUACGUAAACCUGACUGAGAGGAACCUGCAGGACGCCCAGAAGUUCCUGCUGAUGCACGAGGUGGUCCAGCCGCUGGUCCCUGUGCCGUACUUCAUGGAGGACAACGUCCGCUUCUCCCACCUGGCCGUGGACGUGGUGCAGGGCAAGGACAUGCUCUUCCACAUCAUCUACCUGGCCACCGACUAUGGAACCAUCCGGAAGGUCCUGUCUCCAAUGAACCAGACCAUGGGCAGCUGCCUAUUGGAGGAGAUUGAGUUGUUCCCCCCCAGGAAGAGGCAGCCUAUCAGGAGCCUGUUGAUCCUCCACAGCCGCAGUGAGCUGUACGUGGGCGUCAGGGAUCAGGUCAUCAAGAUCCCUCUGAUGAGAUGUAACUUCCACAAGACCAGAGAGGCGUGCGUGGGGGCCAGGGACCCCUACUGUGGCUGGGACAUGGUGCUGAAGAAGUGCACCACCCUGGAGGAGAGCCUGAGUAUGAGCCAGUGGGAGCAGAGCAUCACAAAGUGUCCCGUGCGUAACGUGACUGUGGAUGGAGGCUUUGGAGUCUGGUCAGGCUGGGGGACUUGUAGCCAUAACAACGGGGGCAGUGCUGGGUCAUGUUUGUGCCGAACGCGAGCCUGUGACAGCCCUGCCCCCCAGUGUGGAGGCCAGCAGUGUCAUGGCAUCAGCGUUGAGGUCGCCAACUGCUCCAGAAACGGAGCAUGGACCCCCUGGACCUCCUGGUCUCCCUGCAGCACCAGCUGUGGGAUUGGGUUCCAGGUCCGCCAGCGCUCCUGCAGCAACCCGACCCCUCGCCACGGGGGGCGUGUGUGUGUGGGGCAGAACCGGGAGGAGAGGUACUGUAACGAGCACCUGCCCUGUCCCCCUCAUGUUUACUGGUCAGCCUGGUCGUCAUGGGAACGCUGCACCGUGCCCUGUGGAGGUGGCAUCCAAUCACGACACAGGACCUGUGAGAACGGCAACGAGUGUCCCGGGUGUGGCCAGGAGUACCAGUCCUGUAACACCCUCCCAUGCCCUGACCUGAAGAAGACCACGCCCUGGACCCCCUGGACGCCCGUCAACAUUUCCGACAACGGCGGCCACUACGAGCAGCGCUUCCGCUACACGUGCAAGGCCCGUGUGCCGGACCCCGCCCUCCUGGAGGUGGGCCGUCAGAGGAUCGAGAUGCGCUACUGUUCCAGCGACGGCUCCACGGGCUGCUCCACAGAUGGGGAGCUGCUCCGGUCGGGCAGGGUGUCGGGCCACACAGUGAACGGAGGCUGGUCGUCCUGGAGCUCGUGGUCCCAGUGCAGCAGGGACUGCAGCCGGGGGGUCCGGAGCCGCAAGCGCACCUGCACCAGCCCGGAGCCUCGCUACGGGGGCCAGGCCUGCCUGGGGCCCCCACAGGAGUACCAGGAGUGCAACGUCACCCCCUGUCCAGUGGACGGCGGCUGGUCGUGCUGGUCGUCCUGGUCCAAGUGCUCCGUGACGUGUGGAGGAGGACACUACAUGAGGACACGGACCUGCAACAACCCUCUACCUGCCCACGGAGGAGACAUCUGCCUGGGUCUGCACACUGAGGAGGCCCUCUGUCACACCCAGCUCUGUCCAGAGAGCUGGUCGAGCUGGUCUGAAUGGUCCCAGUGCGACUCCUUGGGCUCCCAGAUGCGUGUGCGACACUGUGACGUGCUCUUUCCCACUGGGAACCAGUGCUCUGGGAACAGCACCGACAACAGGCCCUGUCCUCCAGACUCCAACUUUAUACCAGAAGUCUCAAUUGCUCACUCCAGUCAGGAGGAAAGGCGCUGUGGAGAUUUUAACUUGUUCCACAUGAUGGCUGUGGGCCUGAGCAGCUCGAUCCUGGGCUGCCUAGUCACCCUGCUGGUCUACACCUACUGCCAACGUUACCAGCAGCAGUCCCACGAUGCCACUGUCAUCCAUCCCAUCUCCGCCGCGCCACUCAACACCAGCAUCACCAACCACAUCAACAAACUGGACAAAUACGACUCUGUGGAAGCCAUCAAGGCCUUCAACAAGAACAACCUGAUCCUGGAGGAAAGAAACAAGUACUUUAACCCUCAGCUGGCCGGGAAGACUUACACCAAUGCCUACUUCACCGAUCUCAACACCUACGAUGACUAUUAAGACUUUGUUGGGCGUCUUAUCUCCUCCCUUUGUGCAUACCGCCAACCCCCAACUCCUUCUCCACCCGCCUUCUCCCCCACAAGCCACACAACUGGUUACGACCACUUUGUUAUUUCUUUGUUGUUUCUCAUGCCGUAUGUGACAUCACCUCCCAUGCUGAGACUCUCAGGCAGCUGCCCUCCAACCCAAGAGAGAUCUCUCCUCAGCAGUCCCCCUCAGGUGCCCAGGGGGUUUCUGGGAAGGUCUGGAGGUGUUUAGGGGGGUGAGGGGAGGGUUCUUGACUCUCACAAAAAAGGACAACUGGAAUACUAUACAUUACCAUCAUGGACAACAAAGGAAAAGGUUUUUAAAUUAAAAGUAAAAAAAAAAAAAAAAAACUUGAUUCAUUGCUGGAUUUGAAUUGAAAUCCUAUGUUCAUCUUUCCUCUGAAGCCUCUCGAUCCAGACCGGUGGUGACUUGGCGGGAGAGAUCCACCCAACUGCUCUGCAUGACUUCACCUCAUGUGUUUUGAUCUGUCUCUCAGCUUGCAUGGUUGAUAGUGGCCGUCCAGAGGUUACGGUCUUACAGGCAUCCUAUCAUACCUGUGAUCUCUAGACUGCUGUUUCUGUGUCAGAAGGUCCCUUUCGAGGACCCAAAGGAGGGUGACCUUUGAGAUGCCUGAUACCACCAACUACCACCAAACCCCUCUUUUGGAGAAGGGCAUGUACCCAGUGGCAGACUAGGCAUGGAUUCAGGAUGUAGAUAGUCGAGGAGACAUGUUUGUGUUUUUUCUGUUUUGGGGCUUUCAUGGGUCUAGUGGUUAAAAUACAAUAUCAAUGUCAAAUAUUUUGCUUUUGCUGUUGUUAUUGUACAGUCAUUUCAGUUUUUUGAAGCUGAUGUUCUCUGUAGAUUUUAUACGCACAUUUACUCUAUGUCUGUUGAAAAGUGCAAAUGUUUUUGUUUCGCAAAGAAGAAUUGAUUCAUGUAAGUUGAGAAGAAGCAUCUUUUUUUGGCACAGUAAUUUUUAUAUAGUUUUUGUUUUGAAAUUCAGAAUUUUUGAUAGUAUGUGUUCAGUGUUCUUUUGGCUUUUUGGAUUAGUUAGACAUGCAUUGUGAAGGCAUAAGUCUCUAACCAAAUCUUGAGCAUAACUAUUAUACAGCAAUUAUUCUCAAGGUGAUGCCUUUCUGUUAAAGAUGAACGUCAUAACUGAGUGAAACACUCAGCUAGUUCUUUUUUCCCCUCAAUGUUUCAACUGUAACUAACUCUUUUUACAUGUUUGCUUGUUUUAUUGUGCAUAAAUUAAAACGAUUGCUUCGUA